Anolis sagrei ordinatus is the source of this 567-nucleotide messenger RNA. The record is from RefSeq and is a predicted model, not a curated record. Lineage: Eukaryota; Metazoa; Chordata; Lepidosauria; Squamata; Anolidae.
GGUCCCUCCUUCCCUCCCUCUUCCUUGGGUCAGCCAUGGCCGGGGUGCAGCGGAUGAAGGUGGCCAACGAGAGGCACAGCAAGAGCAUCACGCAGCGGGGAGGACUCCACCGGAGCCCGAUGCCUCAGGAGGAGAAAGCCCCCGUCGGGCCCUGGCUCUUGGCCCUCUUCGUCUUCGUGGUCUGCGGAUCAGCCAUUUUCCAGAUGAUCCAGAGCAUCCGCCUGGGGGGCUGAAGGUCAGCUGGACCUCUGCUUUUCCUCCUCCUCCUCCGGCCCUUGUGACCUCCGCUGACCCUCAGGGAAUUUUGGGGCGAUUUCUGGACCUCCCUGCCAGCCUUUGGACCCAUUUCCGGCCAUGAAGGAAUGGACGCCAUGAUUUCAUGGAACUCAAAACAGUGUUUUUUCAAGCGCUUCUGGUGAAUCCACAGGCAUUUUUGCAGCAUGUUUUUGGGGCGGGCGAAGGGUGGGAAAGCGAGCUGACUUCUGCCUGCAACAGGCCUCCCUCUCGGUGGCCCCCGGUCCGUUUGGAGCCGCUCAAUAAAAACAGAAAACGUUGACUGCCUUGAAA